Molecule: messenger RNA, 633 nt
Organism: Scatophagus argus
Lineage: Eukaryota; Metazoa; Chordata; Actinopteri; Scatophagidae
Gene: agr2
Product: anterior gradient 2
Exons: 8
Coding region: 125-628 (167 amino acids)
Cellular component (GO): endoplasmic reticulum
Source: RefSeq, a predicted model, not a curated record
AAGAGGGCUGGGCCGCAGGGGAACAGGUGUUUAAAUAGAGCACAGGUGAGAGGUGACUUACAAUAGAUCCUGGAGCUGCGGUACACCUACACUCUCACCAGUCAGGAAGAGCAAGACUAUAAAGAUGAUCAAAGCAGUGUUGUCUGUACUCUUGGUCCUGGUGGCUGUGUCCUGUCAUGUGUCAGGAAAAUACAUCCCGAAGAGUGGCAAGAGAAUCCCUCAGACCCUGUCCAGAGGUUGGGGUGAUCAGCUGAUCUGGGCUCAGACUUACGAGGAGGCUCUCUACUGGUCCAGGUCAAGAAACAAGCCUCUGAUGGUCAUCUUUCACCUUGAGGACUGUCCACACAGUCAGGCACUGAAAAAGGUUAUUUCUGAUGACGAUGAGACCCAGAAGGUUCUUGAUGAGGACUUCAUCGUCCUCAAUCUGGUUUAUGAAACCACAGACAAACAUCUCUCUCCCGAUGGACAAUAUGUUCCCAGAAUCAUUUUUGUUGACCCUUCAAUGACGGUGAGGGCCGACAUCAAUGGUCGCUACUCCAACAGGAUGUAUGCCUAUGAACCAAGUGACCUCAAACUCUUGAUGAACAACAUGAAGAAGGCAAAGAAGCUUCUGAAGUCUGAGCUGUGACCACA